AUGAUAGGACACAUAUUCAAGCACUUGGAUAAAACGUACGUUAAUGAGAAAAUGCUCGACAUCGUGUACAACCUUGGACUGAAAUUGUUUCGCGGCAUUGUGGUGCGCGACUAUCGCGUUAAAGAUCGUUUGCACGAAACAUUGUUGAGCUUGUCAACUGAUCUGGAACGAACUGUUCCAUCUUUAUCAAAUGUUUUCCAAGAUGAAGACACUGUGGCAUCUGAAACAAAACAAGCCGCUUCAAGUGUAGAAGUUAGUUCUCCGGUAAUUAAACAUAUUUUAGAUUCUAAGUUUGAUAUAGGAGCUUAUGUUGAGUUUAAACAAAAUUUAAGUGACGAAGAAAAGGUUUCUAUUUUACAAAACGUAUGGACCCCUGAUUCAGAUGAAACCACUGACAUAUCUCAAGUUGAACAAUUUUCCUUAUGUAUUCGUUAUGUUGACGAGGAAAUUUUUUCAAUUCGAGAAGAUUUUCUCACAUUUGUUCCCGUUCAUGAUUUAUCUGGUGAAGGAUUGGCCAACACGAUUAAAGAAACUUUAAAAAAAAAUGGUAAAAAUAUCGAUCUUUUUAACGCUCUUAAACAAGUUACCCAGGUGGUUUCUGUGUUAAAUACCAUAAGAGAAAACGUUGAUUUAAAAUUUAACGAUAUUUAUAAAGACGCCCAAGGUAUUGCUAUAAAGUUAAAUGUUGAACCAAAAAUACCUCGAACAUGCAGCAAUCAAAAAAAUAGAAGCAAUGUCCCGUUUAAUAAUAUUGAAGAUUUUUACAAAAAAACUAUUUUUAUACCGUAUUUGGACGAUUUAAUAAUGGCAUUAAAUGAAAGAUUUUUACCUCAUAAUGAAACUAUAAUUUCAUUACAAUUUGUCUUACCUCGUAUCAUAGUUGAAAAACCAUUUUUUAAUUUAAAAAAAGCUGUCGAAUUUUAUAAAAGUGAUUUACCUGGGCUAAACGACAUUAUAGAAGCAGAGUAUGAAAUUUGGCAGGCUAAAUGGAAAAAUAUUGAAGAAAACUUAAGACCUGCAACUGCUAUAGAAGCUCUAAGAGCCUGUGAUCGUUUAAUGUACCCUAACAUAUUUGAAUUACUAAAAAUACUAGCUAUAAUUCCAGUAUCCACCGCUACGGCUGAACGCAGCUUUUCUACUCUUAGAAGACUUAAAACAUAUUUAAGAAAUACAACUUCUGAGUCCAGGCUAGUAGGACUAGCACUUUUAUCCAUUCACCGAGACAUUGAUGUAAAUGAUGAUAUGGUAUUUGACAAAUUUGCCAACAGUGGUAAAGAGAGAAAUUUGAAUUUAAUAUAA
Molecule: messenger RNA, 1299 nt
Organism: Adelges cooleyi (spruce gall adelgid)
Lineage: Eukaryota; Metazoa; Arthropoda; Insecta; Hemiptera; Adelgidae
Product: 52 kDa repressor of the inhibitor of the protein kinase-like
Exons: 4
Coding region: 1-1299 (432 amino acids)
Molecular function (GO): protein dimerization activity
Source: RefSeq, a predicted model, not a curated record